Molecule: messenger RNA, 2552 nt
Organism: Doryrhamphus excisus (bluestripe pipefish)
Lineage: Eukaryota; Metazoa; Chordata; Actinopteri; Syngnathiformes; Syngnathidae
Source: RefSeq, a predicted model, not a curated record
UCCCCAGCCCUUUUUGACCCACAAACACUUCCUGCAAAUAUCAGUGCUUCGAAGAACUUCCGGUUUGGGCUGCUAUCUGUGAACCUAACUUUAUAGGAGUUGAUAAAGGGCGGUUUAACAAGGAUGUAUCUUUUUAAAAUGUCCGCUUUUAACAUACAGCCAUAUGUGUUGGAUACCGAAUCCAAUCCGGAAGUAGAGACUGGACAGUCCUAAGUUUCUCAAGAAAAGAGGUUACUUCAAGACGUCUCUCAAUGGCUGGGUGUUGGAUCGCAUUGGUGCAGGUGUGCCUAAUGAAGUGGCCAGUGAGUCCAUUCCGAUGCGUGCAUCAGGUUGCGCCACAUGCAGCAGCUGUUGGUAAAAUAUAUUUUGGUGUGUUUGCUGGUGCCUUGCUGACUAAAAAUCCCUGACGAGACUACACACACAAACCAGAAGGAACCAUGACCACCAUCAACUCACCCAAAGACAAAUACAAGGCCGUGUGGAUCAUUUUUUUCAUCCUGGGCUUGGGAUCCGUCCUACCGUGGAACUUCUUCAUGACGGCCACCAUGUACUUCACCAGCAGGCUGAAGGACCCGCCCGCCGAGCCCUGCGCCAAUCAGACGAGCAACCAGACGGCGGAUGGCAGGGACACUCGUAAUGUCUUGGAGUCCACAUUCAACAACGUGAUGACGCUGUGCGCCAUGGUGCCCUUGCUCGUCUUCACCUGCCUCAAUUCCUUCAUCCACCAGAGGAUCCCUCAGAAGUUGCGCAUCUCGGGCAGCCUGACGGUCAUCCUGGUGGUGUUCCUGUUGACGGCCCUGCUGGUGAAGGUGUACGUGGCCCCGCUGCCCUUCUUCACGCUCACCAUGAUCAAGAUUGUCUUCAUCAACUCAUUCGGAGCGAUCCUCCAGGGCAGCCUCUUCGGCUUGGUUGGGAUUCUGCCCGCCUCCUACACCACUCCCAUCAUGAGCGGGCAGGGCUUAGCCGGCACCUUUGCAGCCUUCUCCAUGAUCUGCGCACUGGCCACUGGCUCGGACCUGCGGGACAGCGCCUUUGGCUACUUCAUCACAGCCUGCUUUGUUGUUCUCAUCGCCAUUAUUUCCUACCUCACUCUGCCCAGGAUGGAGUUCUUCCAGCACUACAUGGACAGCAGUAGAUCCAGACUGUAUGGGGAUGAGAAGAAGAUGGAUUUUGUCAAAAAAGAGAGACCAAACGAGAAGCAGCCAAAGGUCAUUCUGAUGGAGGACGACGGCAAACCUGGUGUGACUGUGCUGAAAAUCUGCAAUAAGAUUUGGGUCGUGGCUUUGUUGGAGUGCUUCAUAUUCACUGUAACUGUCGGAAUGUUCCCGGCGGUGAUCGUCGAGGUCAAGUCGACAGUGGCAAACGGAGGAGGAUGGGACACAUACUUCAUCCCCGUGUCUUGUUUCCUCCUCUUUAAUGUGAUGGACUGGGCUGGCAGGAGUCUGACGGCCUUUUGCAUGUGGCCCAGCGAGGACAGUAAGUGGCUUCCCGUACUGGUGGCUCUGCGGGUGGUCUUUGUGCCGCUCUUCAUGCUUUGUAACGUGCAGCCUCGCCACUACCUCCCUGUGCUGUUUGCUCACGACGCCUGGUACAUGGUCUUCAUGAUCCUCUUCUCCUUCUCCAACGGAUACCUGGCCUCACUCUGCAUGUGUUUUGGACCCAAGAAAGUAUCUCAGCAUGAGGCGGAGACGGCCGGCGCCAUCAUGGCCUUCUUCCUGUCGCUGGGCUUGGCACUCGGAGCCGCCAUCUCUUUUCUGUUCAGGGCCAUCAUCUAACACACGUGAGACGUGAGGCACCAAUGCGUUUGAAAUUAUCGUUUAUACCGAUAAGUUAUUAUCUUAUCAUUGGAAGAAUGGUAUAUAUCCUGGUAUACCAGGAUAUAAAAAUGAUCUACCUACCCUACGAGAGACCACCUCAGCCUUCCAUAAGUUGACUACUCAUUGUGUUGUUACCAUGGCAUCUGUAUAAGCUCAAUGUCUCUCUUUCUGAUGGGUUAUUUCCCAGCAUGCAACCAAACAGGGUUUUUAAAAAUUAAUUUUAAGAAUUUGAUUACAUCUUAUUGACAAGAUGGAUAUGAUAUUGUAUCUAUAAGAGCCUCAGCUAGAACAAAAUCACUUUUUUUGUCUUGACCUAUUUAUUUGUAUUUAUCCAGUAUUAGGGCUGAGAUAAAUCUAAUAUGUUUUUGCAUAACAAAAAUACUUUUAAAAAAGUAUUAAGAGCAUAAAUGUUUACCUCAUGAUUUUUUGUGAACAUGAUAUUCCAUUUAAUGUACAUUGAACAGUUACUGAACAGUGUGCAAAUGUAUGCAACAUGAAAUGUGCCACUUACUAAAGCUGGUACCGUUUUUUCCAUCAAAUGUUUUGUAUAUCUGUACAAAAAAAUAUCCGGCUUAUAUUUGUAUCAUAAUAGAAUUGGUAGCUUUUCCUGUAUUGUAGUACAUUUAGUGUAGAGAAUGCUUCAGGCCUCGGAGGCACAAGACAAUCAGUGUAAAUGCAUCAUGUACAGCACAGCAUUGUGAGCCAAUAAAUGUAAGAAAAGGUCUCCCUCUGAUG